Molecule: messenger RNA, 1980 nt
Organism: Oncorhynchus masou masou (cherry salmon)
Lineage: Eukaryota; Metazoa; Chordata; Actinopteri; Salmoniformes; Salmonidae
Product: RNA-binding Raly-like protein
Exons: 7
Coding region: 1-519 (172 amino acids)
Source: RefSeq, a predicted model, not a curated record
AUGGACAGAUCUGACUAUGACUUGGAGUAUGACAGCUACCCAGAUGACCUCUACGGCAGAGUGUUUGACUACCAGCGUGUCCCAGCCUCCGUAAUGCCAGUCCCAGUGGAGCCCAGCCCUAUGAAACACUCCCGUGAUCCCUCUUUCUCCUCCGGCCUGCACCGCUCCAGAGACAGACCACAGGGCAAGAGGAGCACACAGCGCACUGGCUCUUCCAGGGCCAAGUUGAAGAUGGCAGAGCUGCUGGCCAUAAAGCGGGAGUUGACUCUGAUCAAGGUGCAGAUUGACGGACUGCUCGACAGCGUGGACAAGAUGGACAGACAGAGGAAGGACCACUCAGAUUCACCUCCUACCCAGGAGGGCAGUGUGUCGGACUCAGUGAGCAGUCUGGAAGAUUCUCCUGUCAGCCUCCCACACAGACAGAGCCCAGAGCCUGGAGAGGCCAGCGAUGAUGACCAACACUACCAGCGCCACUGCAGGAUAAAUAACCAUCAAUCUGAUCUGGAGGAUGACAUGUGAGGAGAUCAGACUCAAGGACCUCAGUGACAACAGCACACAGAGAUGGAGGGGGAUUGAAGUGAAAGGAGGCGUGUUCAUCUCUAAUCACAGUCAACAUGGACACAACCCUCAAAUAAAUAUACUGUUCAUUACAAAGUAGAGCUGGGGCGAUAAACCGGAAAUUAUCGACAACAACCAUACCGAUCACUUAUCGCAGGCAUUUUGCUGAUAUCGUUCAUUACGAUAAGUAGCCUAUACUAGAGAAAUGUGAAGUUUGAAAUUAAUUAAGUUUGCUAAAAUGGGUGAUAGUCAAUGGGACAAUUGAUGGCUACAACCAUCAAACUAGUAGUAGUAGUUUAAAGGAUAAUAAAAAAACUGUACAUCAAUGUUAAAAACGUAUCAUUCUAUUUAUCGUAAUUGCAUCAAUUCAUGCAAUUUUUCACGAUAUGGAUUUGGUCCAUAUCGCACAGCUGUAUUACAAAGUUGGAUCAUCAGUGAAUUGUUUUGUUUGAUGAAUAGGACAUAUCUCCCUGGUUACCCUCGGUUCCUUUAUCACAGUCAGAUUCUGCUCACCUUCGUGUCUCCAUCUCUCCUUUAAAACAGGUUCCUACUGAUUUAUGGGCUCAACCAAAUAUGGCAGCUUUUUAAAAAAGUGUAGUGGACUGACAACCAGUGGUGGUUCUAGCUUGUAUGGCUCCCUGGGUGAACCCCCCCCCCCCCCCCACACACACACACCCUUCAGCAAAUCCUAUAUCACACAAAUACACAAAUAGAAUAACACACUUAAAAAGAAGAGGACCGGAUUAUUACACUAUUGCACUUCAAACAAGAAACACACAAAUUAAAUUGCAAAACUAAUUGCAUUACUAAUUGCAUUAGUACUGUACAAAGUUAGAGGUGCGCUAUUUGAUAGAUUCCCCGCUCCUCCUACCUCGGGCUUCCAGUGGGGAGACCUGACGUCAACCUACCCCGCCCAUCUCGUACUUCCGAGUGGGAGACCUUCCCAGGCAGUAGCAUGCCUAGCUCACAAACUAGAAUCAGGGCGCCCACUCCGACAAGGUUAAUUGACCCACAGUCCCACACGGCGACAUUAUAUAAUUGACGUGACGAGCAAAUGAGCGAUAGAAAAUCGAUCGCGCAAAUGUCACCAUUCGGAAUUGUUUUUGUUUUUUUGUGUAAGAUGCCGCCAUGUCUUCUAUGCCUAAAUCCGCCACUGCGGAUAUGCUUCAGACAGACCGACAACUACAUUUUCUCUCAGAUUAGAGAUAAGGAUUUGCAAUGCUGUUUGCCAUUUACUGUAUCCAGUUCGCCACAUAAUUGGAAUGUGUAAUAAAUCAAUUCUUAUAAAAAGCCAUUCAAGAUUUACCAGGCAUAGGCCAACAGUAUCAGGCAUCUACAUUACCUGUGCGUUCUGUAAUCUUUCCAUAUGUGUCUCUACCAAUUUCCCAGUGUCCACAUUAAUAAAGACUGUCAGUGUGAUAA